Molecule: messenger RNA, 1071 nt
Organism: Strongylus vulgaris
Lineage: Eukaryota; Metazoa; Nematoda; Chromadorea; Rhabditida; Strongylidae
Source: the annotation of a GenBank genome assembly
AUGAAAUCGGAAGUUUGUCAAAGGUCUUCUCACAUUCCAGCAGAAGCACUCCCGAUGGAUCCAGCAUGUGAUCCGGAUCAUCCACGUAAAAUCACUUUCUCAGACAUUUCCAGUGCUGCUUUCAAUACUAAGAAUGGAUCUCCCAAUCUCUCAAAGAUGCUUGGCAUGGAUUUAUACUUCAAAAAGGAAUAUCUUCAAGUGACAGGAUCGUUUAAAGAGCGUGGUGCCCGCUAUGCCCUUACCAGACUUACAAAGGAAGAAAGGGAAAUAGGCGUUAUAGCCGCUAGUGCAGGCGAUCGCGUUUCUUUCUUCAAGGAAAAACGGCGCGAUAUUUCAUGGACAACGCAAGCAUUCAAAUACAAUACAAUCGGAAUCCAUUUAGGCAAUCACGCACUUGCUCUUAGCUACCAUGGACAACAAUUGAACAUUCCCGUAACCGUUGUAAUGCCCGUAUUCGCUCCUUUGAUGAAAAUUGGGAUGUGUAGAUCUUAUGGGGCAAAUGUCAUUCUCAAAGGAGAUAACAUCGGGGAGGCGAAAGGACACGCGAUGAAAUUAGUGGCCGAGAAGAAGUACAAGUACAUUAAUGGUUAUGAUCAUCCAGAUAUUCUAGCUGGUCAAGGGACAAUUGGUUUGGAGAUUCUUGAGCAAGUCCCCGAUGUUGAUGCUAUUAUUGUACCAGUUGGGGGUGCUGGUUUAAUUGCGGGCAUUGCGGUAGCCGUGAAAACCCUUAAGCCACAAGCAGUGGAGUCCGAUUCAUGUCCUUCGUACACUGAAGCAAUCAAAGCGGGAAAGCCUGUCAUGGCAAUCUGCAAAAGUACCUUAGCAGACGGCCUUGCCGUACCUAUGGUUGGUGGGAACGCUUUGGCUAGUUUAGAAGGUUUAGUCGACAAAUCAGUGGUAGUGUGUGAAGAAUCAACUGCAUUGAGUAUUUUAAGACUCAUCGAAAUGGAAAAGGUUAAUAAUUUGAAAGUCAAAUUGGGAAUCCAAGCCGCCGUCGUAGAAGGCGGUGGUGCUGUUGGCUUAGCAGCACUGAUAAGUGGACAACUCCCGGAACUUCAGGGGAAAAAGUAG